This is a messenger RNA of Talaromyces proteolyticus, 503 nucleotides long. RefSeq lists its product as uncharacterized. Bases 158 to 430 code for a protein of 90 amino acids. The record is from RefSeq and is a predicted model, not a curated record. The transcript has 2 exons. NCBI's taxonomy places the organism in Eukaryota, Fungi, Ascomycota, Eurotiomycetes, Eurotiales, Trichocomaceae.
AAAGGCGGGCAGAGAAUUAAUUCGCCUAAUUGAAAAGUAACAGAGGGCCGGACAACAUAAAACUUGACAAAAUUGGUGAAAUUCUGUUUAGAAACGAAGCAAGCGGUCGGCUCAUUUGUGAUAGCGACUCUUGAUUUCAUUCUAGACAUCGGUGGAGAUGUGGUGUUUCUGGAGUGCGGUCCUUGUGCCUUGUUUCAUAUCUUGCGUUCGGAAUUUCUGCAACCUUUCUUCCUUGUGUUUGGUCCGUUUCCUCUCAACUUGUUCAGGCUUGCGUUGUCUUGCCUGUUCUCUUUUGCUGUAUUUUGCAGUACGGGUUUGCAUUUUCUUGACCUUUUUUAACUAUUAUCUCUUAUCAAAGUGUAUCAGAAUUUGUCUCCAUUUAUCCAUAGGCUUAAUUCUGGAUGCCAAUAAUUACAGUAAGAUAAUGUAAUUCUUGGCGCGCGGAUGAAUGUGAGGAUUUGUGAAUUGCCGUCUGCGGAAACUUGAUACGCGAAGUACACGAC